Molecule: messenger RNA, 780 nt
Organism: Rhodotorula graminis WP1
Lineage: Eukaryota; Fungi; Basidiomycota; Microbotryomycetes; Sporidiobolales; Sporidiobolaceae
Exons: 6
Coding region: 1-780 (259 amino acids)
Biological process (GO): mRNA splicing, via spliceosome
Cellular component (GO): U1 snRNP
Molecular function (GO): U1 snRNA binding
Source: RefSeq, a predicted model, not a curated record
AUGCCCGCUGCUCCCCAAGCCAACGACGACCACAAGCCUGAAGACGAGCCCCUACCCGAAGGCGCGACCGAGGUCCUCUACAUCAACAACCUCAACGAGAAGAUCAAGCUCCCGAUCAUGAAGGAGUCGCUCAAGGUCCUCUUCCGCGAGUACGGCCGCGUCCUCGGCGUCACGGCCCACUCGAACGUCCGCAUGCGCGGCCAGGCCUUUGUCACGCUCGACUCGAAGCACGCCGCCGCAAAAGCCGUCUACGAGGUGCAAAAGUUCCCGCUGUACGGCAGGGCCAUGCAACUCGCGUUUGCCCGAACAGAGUCGGACGCGCUCGUGCAGAAGCGCAAGCCCGAGGCCAUGGACGACCACAAGCAGGAGCGGCUCGAGCGCAAGAGGGAGUCUCGGAGGAACGACCCGGCACGGCGGAAGAAACUCGCGCAGCGAGCCGCAGCAAAGCAAGGUGCGCCCUCGCCCUCUCUCCCUCUCCCCGCCCCCGCACCGCGGCGCGUCGUCCAGAUGCCCGACGAGUACCUGCCGCCCAACAAGAUCCUGUUUGUCCAGAACUUGCCCGACGACACGACCAAGGACAAGCUCGAGGCCCUCUUCCGCCCGUACCCAAACCUCGUCGAGGUGCGCACCAUCCCCGGGCGGCGCACGAUCGCCUUUGUCGAGUUCGACGACGAGCCCUCGUCGGCCGUCGCGCGCGACGCGCUGCACAACUCGGCGUUCGGGUCGGCCGGAGACGGAGAGCCCAACAAGAUCAAGGUGACGUUUGCCAAGAAGGGCUGA